AUGGAGAACGUGACAGCCUCGACGCACCGCUUGUCGACCAUCACCGGCGUCCACCUGUUCAAGAUCGCCGGGCACUCCCUAAUCAAAAGGGACGAUAUCAUGAUCGAGUCCAACCUGUUCCGUGUGGGAGGGCACAACUGGGCGAUCCAGUACUACCCCUACGGCAGCAAGGAAGCCGCCAGACAGCAUACCUCGGUGUUCCUCUACUUGAAAGACGCCAGCGAGGUCAGGGCCAACUUCUCGUUCUGCCUCCAAGACCCCGCGCUGCCGUCGACGGGGGAGAAGCUCAAACGCAACUGCGCCACGCAUGACUUCAAGCCAUGUUCGGGAUGGGGUUUCGCCAAGUUCAUAAGUAUAAAUGACCUGGCCGCCUCCGGCUGCCUCAAGGACGAUUGCCUCGUGAUAAAGUGCAACAUCGAGGUCAUUACCGCCGAUCGAUUUGAUGGCCUGGGACAAGUCCCCACCAUCGUCAUCCCACCCUCCGAACUGUGCCUGAAUAUCGGGGACCUCCUUGAGAACGGCCUGAAAGCAGACUUGACCGUCAAGAUCGGCUGGUUCAGGAGGUUCAAGGUGCACGGAUGCGUGCUGGCCGCGCGGUCGUCGGUCUUCCGUGCGCAGCUGUGCGGCUCCAUGAUGGAGAGCAGGCGAAGCAGUAUCAGCAUCAAGGACAUUUUUGAAGCCCUGUUGUAUUACAUGUACAAGGACUCACUGCCGGCGUUCAUGGAUGACCGCACCCAAGAGGCUGCAAACAUGACGGUGCAUUUGCUCGUCGCGGCUGAUCGCUACGCCAUAGAAAGACUGAAAGUUAUUUGCGAGAGUAAGCUGAGCAAGCUGAUAGAUGUCAACACAGUGGCUUUUACUCUUGAUUUUGCCGAGCGAUACCACUGCCAGCAACUCAAGGAUUGUUGUGUUAGGUAUAUGGUACACAACGGAGAAUGGUGCAGAGCUAUCAUGGAGACCAAAGGUUUCAUGGAACUAAGGGAAAAUCACAAAUCCCUCGCGCGUGAGGUUAUUGACAAAGCUUUUGGUACUUAA
This is a messenger RNA of Lolium perenne, 1035 nucleotides long. RefSeq names its product BTB/POZ and MATH domain-containing protein 2-like. The record is from RefSeq and is a predicted model, not a curated record. Lineage: Eukaryota; Viridiplantae; Streptophyta; Magnoliopsida; Poales; Poaceae. Gene Ontology annotation, biological process: protein ubiquitination. Gene Ontology annotation, molecular function: protein binding.